AUGGAACGCUUACCAAGCACAGAGAGCUCCUCCAACCGGCCAAAGCUACCCAAGGACUUCCCUGCCCUCGCCGAGCCAGGCCAAAGCAGGGUGCAAUUGCUACGGCAGCGCUUCGAGCAACAGGCAGCAGCAGCCCAGCAGGACUCUUCGGCCGCACGCCCACGGUCCGGCGGCUGGCCGGAUGACUUCAAGCGCGUGGACGUGCGCUCCCUGCGUCAGCGCCUCUUCGCCGAGCCAGACUUCGAAGACUCUCGAGGUCGGCGUCCCACCGCACCACACCAACAGGCGGUCGUCUAUCCCCUCGAAGAAGAGCAGCCACAGCGACAGAUGGCCACCUGGGAGGAGCGUCCACCAGAACCGCCCCCGAGGGAGGAGCCAGAGGAGGUGCUCGAGGCAGAUGAGGAGAAGCGCCAUCCGCCAGCACCGCCCCCGCGAGAGGAAGACGACACGGAGGAAGCAGCACAGCACGUGUCCGACGCCGAGCUGUCGUCGCUCGCGCAGACCCUCAAGGCGCUGGGCUUGGGCUCAGGCUCGCCACCAGCCGCCCAUCGGCAGCCCACGCCAGGCCGCGCACAUUGA
Molecule: messenger RNA, 579 nt
Organism: Acanthamoeba castellanii str. Neff
Lineage: Eukaryota; Discosea; Longamoebia; Acanthamoebidae
Exons: 3
Coding region: 1-579 (192 amino acids)
Source: RefSeq, a predicted model, not a curated record